AUGAAACGUGCUGCUGCAGAGUGGCUGCUGGAAGAGUCACCAGACCCGAGUGAAGUGAGCCACAGUCAUCCAGCAAACUCAGCGCGCCCUUCCAAACCCGACCCACGCGUCUGGCUCUCACCUGCUUUUCCAGCAACCUGCCCAUCUUAUCAUGCCUACUUUUCACCUGGAGGGAAUAUCGCAGCGUUGUAUGACGAGGAGGUUGGCCACAGAGAUUUGGCCAACAUCAUCUCAAGCGCCAAACUGCCCACACAGACUGCGGUGAAAGACAGUGAUCUUUGCAGUGCUAAAGGUCAGACAGAACCUACAAGCAAACAACUAACAGAACCACCCAAACAUCGACGACUUGCUGCAAAUGCACGCGAAAGGAGGAGGAUGCAUGGGUUAAAUCAUGCGUUUGAUGAGCUACGCAGCGUAAUCCCAGCUUUUGAUAAUGAAAAGAAAUUGUCCAAGUAUGAAACAUUGCAGAUGGCACAGAUCUACAUAGCAGAAUUGACUGAACUUCUUCAGAACGUAAGCAAGCAGACCCUAGGUUCUGGCGGUUCGUCAUCUGACUGCCCAAACGUGAAAGUGGCUCCCAAUAAACUCUGCCCUACGAGAGGCUGCAGUUUACAACACCCAGCCAGUGCAAGUUCUCCUAAUAUUCCCGAGAGUUCUCCAAAGGUUAUUCCUGAUGGCAUUGUGGGUGCAGGAUCUGCGGCUCAGCGCCUGAAGUUGCUUUCUCCAUCUAAAUCUGCCAGAAAUGAAAGUAAAGUAACUUCGAAUCGCAGUGAUGGAGAAUCUUCUCCUCACUCUCAUUUCAGCGACUGGGAGGAGGGACAGACAGACACUUUCUUCUACCAACGCUCAGAACAUUUGUCAGAUCUCUCACAUGCCCCGAUGACGCGGAAAGCCAAUUAG
Carcharodon carcharias (great white shark) is the source of this 900-nucleotide messenger RNA. Its product is annotated as protein atonal homolog 1-like. The coding region runs from base 1 to 900 and encodes 299 amino acids. Gene Ontology annotation, molecular function: protein dimerization activity. The record is from RefSeq and is a predicted model, not a curated record. NCBI's taxonomy places the organism in Eukaryota, Metazoa, Chordata, Chondrichthyes, Lamniformes, Lamnidae. The transcript has a single exon.